This is a messenger RNA of Xiphias gladius (swordfish), 1753 nucleotides long. Its product is annotated as TLC domain-containing protein 3A-like. The record is from RefSeq and is a predicted model, not a curated record. The transcript has 5 exons. Gene Ontology annotation, cellular component: endoplasmic reticulum; membrane. Lineage: Eukaryota; Metazoa; Chordata; Actinopteri; Istiophoriformes; Xiphiidae. Bases 156 to 974 code for a protein of 272 amino acids. Gene Ontology annotation, biological process: lipid homeostasis.
GGAAGCUGAGCGACAGUAUUUGAACUGGUGCUGGUAGCCGUCAGCUACGUUAUACCUUGUCCUAAAGUUCUUCAGUAGGACUGUUAAGCCUGUUGUUGAUUUUACUUGAUUUUUAAGGCUGCGUCGCGGCUACGGGAAGAGGACGGAUACAAAUAAUGCUCGCAGUCUUAGUGUGUGGAGCUGCGGUGUUCCCGGGGCUUUUCUACAGCUUCAGGAGAGUACUAAAAUCAACUUUCACACACUGGAGUGAUGCCGACGUGGUGUCGGUCAGUGAGAGGCUGGUUUCCGCCAUUCACGCAUCUCUGGCAACCGCAGCUGGAGUAACAGUCGUGACAUCCUGCAACAAUGUCAUGACUGACAGUCACUGGCUGGUUGAUGGGCUUGUUUUGUUCGGAGCUCCCUACAUGGCCCAUGACAUCUAUGCCAUGUAUCUGAGCCACUUUCAUACUCAGAAGGUCAAAGGCCAUGCCGGCGCACACGGCGGCCACUCUCUUCAGACAGUGAGGGCUUUCCUCUGCAAGGACUGGAUGUUGGUCCUCCACCACCUGGCGCUGCUCCUCCUUUUUAUGCCCAUAAGUCUGUUCUUCAGAAGAGGACUGGGCGAUUUCUUUAUUGGCUGCCUGUUCACCACAGAGUUCAGUACUCCUUUCAUCUCUAUAGGAAAGAUCCUCAUCCAGCUGGGCCUCGACAACACCAAACUGCACAGAAUCAAUGGCAUCAUUGUCCUCCUGAGUUUCUUCACGUGUCGGAUCCUGGUCUUCCCCUUCAUGUACUGGAUGUAUGGCCGGCAGUUUGGGAUCCCCCUGCACAGAGUGGCCUUCCAUCUGCCUCUGCAGUGCAACAUGGGUAACCUGGUGAUCCUGGCUCCACAGAUAUACUGGUUUAUCCUGCUGCUGAAGAAAGCUAACAGACUCUACUUGAGACAGAAGAGAGGGAGAGGAGACGGAAACAAAGACAGGCCGAAGACAGACUGAAGAGUCCGCCCGUUUCCAAAAAUAACCUGGUUGGAUGCUGAGAUCAAAGAUCCUUAUUGGGGCCACUGUUGGGGGAAGGGACAGAGAUUUCCAGAGAAUCUCAAUCUCUCAGAAUCUUUUACAUGAAAUACUUGAAAAUUUUGAAUUAUUUAAAGAAAAAAAGUCAGAUACUUUGAGAAAAAGUAGCAAAAUUUUAGACUAAAAAUAUAUUUGGGGAAAAAACUCAUUUGGAUAGUCGUAAUUUUACAUGUACCCUUUUCUUGAAAUAUAUAUAUUUUUUUUCUCAAUCUUAAUUUUCUUCAUAAAUUUCCACUUCCUGAAAUUAUAAAAAAAAAAAUUCCCAAAUGUCUUUUUUCCUGAAAUACUGUGAAUUUGUUCUCAUAAAUUUUCAACUUUAUUCUCAAAAUCUUUUUUUUUUUCCUAACAUUGUUGCACAGAACUCGAAGUGUUUGUCAGCUGUUACUAUGUGAUAACUGUCUUAAAUGUUGCGUUACAGCUUGUCUAACAAAUAUUGGUAAAAAUAAAGUGUUGAAAGUAACUCUUUGCUGCUGAAGGGUUUGAUGAUGGUAAGGGGGUAUGCAGGACUAAACAUAAGGUGUCCCAGGUGUACAGUCGAUAAAAUUGUAAUUGAACUCCAAGUUUACUCUCUAGUUCAAAUUAGCAUGCAAUCUCUGCCACUACGUCCUAGUCAAGAACCUCUAACAGUUCAAUUUCAGAGUAGAAAUGAAUAUUACUGAGACAGCACAAGAAGGCACUUGCUGUGAAAUUUUAGGUUUUUA